Aspergillus steynii IBT 23096 is the source of this 3425-nucleotide messenger RNA. RefSeq lists its product as uncharacterized. Gene Ontology annotation, biological process: oligosaccharide metabolic process; protein N-linked glycosylation. The transcript has 9 exons. The coding region runs from base 104 to 3178 and encodes 1024 amino acids. The record is from RefSeq and is a predicted model, not a curated record. Gene Ontology annotation, molecular function: Glc3Man9GlcNAc2 oligosaccharide glucosidase activity. Lineage: Eukaryota; Fungi; Ascomycota; Eurotiomycetes; Eurotiales; Aspergillaceae. Gene Ontology annotation, cellular component: endoplasmic reticulum membrane.
CUGCUCUCCCUCUUCUUCCCUCCCUCUUCCUCUUUCUCCUCAUUCUCCAUCGCAUCCUCCCCCGAUCCACCUCCCCGACGGACCUUGUCCCCGCUUCUCCACCAUGGUGUUGAUCGAUAAACACAGUUACCUGUCCCAGGAGGAGCGUCGCUUGAAGGAAGACAAGGAACGCCAUCGCUAUUGGAAAAAAUGGGGGCCUUACGUUGCCGAGCGACAAUGGGCAACGGUCCGUGAGGAUUAUUCCGAGAAUGGAGACGCUUGGAGCUAUUUCUCGCACGACCACGCUCGUUCACGGGCCUAUCGCUGGGGCGAAGAUGGCAUUGCCGGCGUUUCCGAUACCCAUAAUCUGCAGAAUAUAGCAUUUUCGUUUUGGAACGGGAAGGAUGACUUUUUGAAGGAACGCCUGUUCGGCUUGUCGAACCCUCAAGGCAACCAUGGCGAGAGUGUCAAGGAAGCACAUUUCCAUCUUGACAACACUCCGACGCAUUCCUACAUGAAAUUCCUCUACAAAUACCCCCAGAACAAGUUCCCUUACCAGGAUCUUGUGGAUGAGAAUGCUCGUCGCGGAAGAUUAGAGCGUGAGUAUCAGAUUCUCGACACCGGCGCGUUCGCCGAAGACCGCUACUGGGAUAUAUUUAUUGAAACCGCUAAGGAGGAGGAUAACGAGGAGGAACUCCUGUUUCGCAUCAUUGCCUACAAUCGAGGUCCAGACCCGGCCCAUCUGCACAUCAUUCCGCAAGUGUGGUUCCGGAACACCUGGGCUUGGGGCUACGAGGAUCAAUCCCUCAAGCCGUCCAUCGAGAAGGUGUCUCCACUCACGGCGAAAUCAACCCAUUACAAGCUAGGAGAGAGAUACACGCGCUUCUCUCCUUCGCCGUCGCCUGAUCCUACUCAGGAUGAUAUCCUGCCUCGUAUGCUGUUCACGGAAAAUGAGACAAACAACGAGCUGCUUUGGGACACCAAGAAUGAUCAGCCGUACGUGAAGGAUGCCUUCCAUCGUCAUAUCGUCAACGGGGAGGAUGGUGCGGUGAAUCCGGCGCAGAAGGGCUCGAAGCUCGCAGCUUGGUAUGCUUUUGAUGAAGGCGAGGGCAUCCCUCCGGGUGAAUGCGCUGUUGUUCGUUUUAGAUUCUCCAAAACAACUGCACCUUUCAUCGAUGAAGCCGUGCUGGAUGAUGUGAUUGAUCAACGCAAAUCAGAGGCCGACGAUUUCUACUAUCAUAUUAGCCCCUUGCCCAUGAGUGACGACCUACGGAACAUUCAAAGACAGGCAUUUUCGGGAAUGAUGUGGACGAAGCAGUUCUAUCAUUUCGUUUGGGACCAGUGGGCAAAUGGUGAUCCGGCCAUGGUGCCGCCGCCGCCGGGUCGAAAGCAUGUUCGCAACCAGCAGUGGAAACACUUGUAUAUGGAUGAUAUCCUCUCUAUGCCGGAUUCAUGGGAGUAUCCCUUUUUCGCUGCCUGGGACACAGCGUUCCAUUGCAUUCCGCUGGCGAUGAUCGACCCGGAGUUCGCGAAGAAGCAGCUGGAUCUCCUGACUCGCGAAUGGUACAUGCAUCCUAAUGGGCAGCUUGCAGCGUAUGAGUGGAACUUUGGCGACGUAAAUCCUCCGGUCCAUGCCUGGGCCACGUUCCGAGUGUUUAAGAUCGAGCGGAAAAUGUACGGACGUCAGGACCUUGACUUCCUGGAGCGAGUUUUCCAAAAGCUCCUCCUGAAUUUCACCUGGUGGGUCAAUCGCAAGGACGGCGAUGGCAAGAAUGUGUUCGAGGGAGGCUUUCUUGGGCUAGAUAACAUCGGUCUCUUCAAUCGAUCCGAACCGCUGCCAACGGGUGGUGUCUUGGAACAGGCAGACAGUACUGGUUGGAUGGCCUUCUACAGUCUAACCAUGCUCAACAUUGCCCUGGAACUUGCUAAGCAUCGGAGGAUUUACGAAGACAUCGCUUCCAAAUUCUUUGAACACUUCAUCCUGAUCAGCGACGCUAUGACGUUCAGGUCGGGAGGACAAGAGACCUCUCUAUGGAACGAGGAGGACGGCUUCUACUACGACGCCAUUUCGUACGGCGAGCCAUGGACCCAGCAGCUCCCUGUGCGGUCCCUCGUCGGCCUGAUCCCUUUGUAUGCGGUUCUCACACUUGAACCGGAACUAAUCAAGAAGUUUCCCUCGUUUAAGAGACGGUUGGAUUGGUUUGUUGAGAAUAGACAAGAUGUGGCAGAGCGAAACAUCGCCAGUAUGAAGCGUCGUGGCAAGGACGAGCGACUACUGUUAUCUCUGGUAAGCAGAGAUCGUCUAGAGAAAAUCCUCAAGAGGAUGCUCGAUGAGACUGAGUUCCUCUCAAAGCAUGGCAUUCGAUCCAUGUCCAAACACCAUGAGAAGAACCCAUACUCUAUGGCUGUCAAUGGCCAGGAGUUCCGUGUCAACUAUGUCCCUGGCGACUCAGACAGUGCUCUCUUUGGCGGCAACAGUAACUGGCGCGGCCCCGUCUGGCUGUGCGUGAAUUUCCUGCUGGUUGAGUCGCUGCUACGCUUUUACAUGUUCUACGGCGACUCCUUCCAGAUAGAAUGUCCCACUGGUUCUGGAGAUUACAUGCAUCUAGGGCAGGUAGCAGAGGAAAUCCAGCACCGAAUGCAACAUCUGUUUGCUCGGAACGACGAAGGACGCCGUGCAGUCCACAACAAUUCUGACCUGCUCGAUUUCGACGAGAACUGGAAAGACUACAUGUGGUUCCAUGAGUUCUUCGACGGAGAUACCGGUCGAGGUCUCGGAUCCUCUCACCAAUGCGGGUGGACAGGUCUCAUCGCCAAAGUCAUCCAUGACACCGGAAUCAACUGCCGUCUCCCACAAACCCCUCGCUCCCCCUUUGCCGCCGCAACCCAUUAUUUUGACGAUAUCUUCACCCGGUCCGCUCGCCCCCGCGGCAGCCGACGACCCAGCGUCCGCCGCUCUUCUACCAGCCGCUCCAUCGGCAACAGAAGCGACUUCGAGUCGACCUUCACGGGUGGUGAAACGCCCGCUCCCGAGAGCGCCGUCGACGAAGAUGACCACGAGCACAGGGACCGCGACUUGGACCCCCAUGUCUCCAGCUACGUCGAGAGCCAGUUGCAACGGAUCCGUAGUCAAACGUCUAUUGCCAGCUACGAGGAUGAGCUUGAGACGCAGGCGGAUCGCACGCCGAAUGGGCACUAAGAUAACAUCAGUACUUGUGAUGGGGACUUGGUAAUUUCAGUCUAUCUUCUUUUACCUUUUUUUGUAUCUCCUUGUUUAGAGUUGCUCUUUUGGUACAGUCUGAUUGGAUGUCAUGUUCUAUUUUGCGUUCGAAUAUAGCCAUGGAUUGAGUUAUUUGGCUUGGAUUUAGCUUGUCUAUACUCCUACCAUACAACACAUAUCAGCCUUCUAUCUGCACUCAAGUCGUGAAAUUCAAGCAUCCAAACCC